Messenger RNA from Pseudoliparis swirei, 4421 nucleotides. RefSeq names its product coiled-coil domain-containing protein 171-like. Bases 21 to 3509 code for a protein of 1162 amino acids. Lineage: Eukaryota; Metazoa; Chordata; Actinopteri; Perciformes; Liparidae. The record is from RefSeq and is a predicted model, not a curated record. The transcript is spliced from 23 exons.
UUCAAACGGCUCCUGGACAGAUGUCGCUGUUGAAUGACAUCAUGCAACAGAAGGAGAUGCAGACAGGAAGUAGAGAGGAGGAGGAGGAGAGGAAGAAGGGAAGAGUGAAGGAGAGGAGGAGAGGAGACGGAGGAGGCCGUAGGAGGGAGAAGGAGGUGAGGAGCAGGAGGGCAGCGUCAGAAGAAAGAGGAGGAGGAGGUGAAAGAGGAGGAGGAGACCAGUCCAGGAGGCUGAGAGUCCAUCAGCUGGAGAAGCAGCAGCUGGAGCUGAAGGCUGAACACAACCAGGAGGUGUGCCGGCUCCAGGCCCAGGUGACCCGUCUGCGCUGCUCCGUGGAGCGAGGAGAGGCUCAGGGGGAGGAGCUUCAGUACCAGCUGAGCCUGAGCCACCGAGACGCCACCCGGGCCGCCCAGCUCUCAGAGCUCCAGCAGGAAGCUCUGAAGGACCAGCAUGCUUUGCAACAGGAAGUCCAGAAACUCAACCGACUGAUUGACAGCUUCAGUUCAGAGAAGCAGAGACUGCUGCAGGAACAAGAGGAGGCUCUGGAGGAGGUGCAGAAGAAGAGGGACGAGGAGGCCGAGACCAACCGACGACAAGCCGGAGAACUAAAGGAGAGAGAGGAGAGGAGCAGGAGAGAGAAGGAGGCGUCGGAUCAGAGGGUGAAGACUCUGGAGGAGAACCUGGAGGAGGAGAGAGGAGCUCACCUGGAGACCAGGAGAGACUCUGAGAGCAUCCAGCGGAGGGGGCGGGGCCUGGAGGCGGCGCUGGCGGCCGAGCGGAGCGGCGUGGAGCGGCUGGCGGCGCGGCUCGGGGAGAGGAGCGGCGCCCUGGAGCGCCUCCAGAGGGAGUGUGAGCAGUGCACGUCUGACCUGAGCGUUGCCUUGAAGGCAGAGAGGACAACAACCUCUGACCUCUCAGAGGGGCUGCAGGAGGAGAAGAGAUGGCACGCCAACACACACAUGCUGCUGGAGCAGGAAGCUCAGAGACGGAGAGAAUCAGAGGAAUGUUUGAAACACAUGAGAGACACACUGCAGCUACACACCUCCACAGGCUCCAGUCCUCCUGCAAAGCAUGCUGGGACGUGUAGUCCCUCCGGGGGCCUCCUGCAGCUGCUAGAGGCCACGCUCCUCGCCCAGCGGCUCCGGCUGGAGGAGGCGCAGCAACAGGUCCUGGAUCUGCUGAUGGCCUCAGAGAGGCUGCACCAGGAGAACCAGGGGCUGGCCUCAGACCAAAGGAGGCAGCUGGACGAGUCUCAGCAGGCCUCUGUCACACGGGAGGAGGAGGUGACACGCCUUCGCCAGGAGAGCUCUGAUUGGUCGACGAUGAGCCGAGGUCUGAGGGUCGAGCUGGAGAGAGAGAGGGAGGAGAGGGAGAGAGAAAGGGAGGAGAAGGAGCGAGAGAAGAGAGAGAGGGAGCAAGAGGAGGAGAGGGCGAAGGAGGAGAGGGAGAGAGAAAGGGAGGAGAAGGAGCGAGAGAAGAGAGAGAGGGAGCAAGAGGAGGAGAGGGCGAAGGAGGAGAGGGAGAGAGAGAGGGAGGAGAAGGAGCGAGAGGUCCAGAAGAUAACUGACCACUACCAGCAGGAGUCAAAGGCCCGGCUCUCCUUCCUCUACCUCCUCCUCCAGCGCCUCCUGGCCGGCUGCGUCCUUGAUCAGCCCCAGUGCAUCCUGGGAGAUUUCACCUGGCGGGAGCUGUGUGACGUCAUCACCGAGCAGGUGGAGCGGCUGACCUCUGACCUCCGCCGGGCCGAGGCCAAGACCGCCCAGCUGCAGCGUGUGUGCGACAAGAAGAGUGUGUGUGUGCGUGAGCUGCACCGCCGCCAGGAGUGUGUGUUGACUCGUGUGGAGGAGAGCGUGAGGAGGAGGGAGGAGGCGUGGAGCAGGAGGCACACACACACACAGGAGGAGCUGCAGCUGUGUCGUUCUCAGUGCGCCUCCCUCCGCGAUCGCGCCUCCUCCCAGGAGCAGCGCUGCUCCUCCCUGACCUCCGACCUCUCCCUCGGGAAGGGGGAGGCGGCCUCCUUCCUGGCGGCGUGCGCCCUGCUGGCCGGUGCCGUGUCGCACGCCCAGCGGCGCCUGCGGGCGCUCUGCCAGCAGAAGGCGCUGCUGAGCCGGCGGCUGGCGGAGAAGGAGGCGCUGGAGGAGGAGGUGAGGAGGCUGGCCGGAGCCCUGGGGGGCGAGGAGGAGGAGGAGGAGAGGAGGGGGGGCAGGAUGGCGCUGAGGAGGUGGAGGAGGAGCGUGGGCGUGGUGCUGGCCGUGAGGAGGUGGAGCCUCAUGACCACGCGCAGCGCGGUGCUGCUGCGCCUGGAGACGGGCCUGGGCGUCUGUGGAGGCGUCGCCACGGCAACAGAUGAUGAAGAUGAUGAAGGUGGUAAAGGGGCGUGUGCUCGCUGGCUUCGCUCCAAAGUUCUCUCCUCCAUCAUCCUGUCCUCCAUGUCCGACCUGCAGGGGGCGCUAACACACACUGGCUCCGCCCCUCCAGAUGUGAAGUCAGCUGCUCUUUCUGCUUUGUCCCGCCUCCUGGAUCAGGUUCUCGACCAAUCGGACACUCCGUCCGGCCUCCCUCCCGUCCGAUUGGACGAGGAGGCGCUGAGCAGACGGCCCGACGCCAAGGCCCUGGUGUCCAGCCUGCAGCAGCACUUCCUGGUCCUCAGCCAACGGCUGCACUCGGCCGAGGUUGAGAGGCGGAGCCUGAGGCUGGAGGUGGCCAAUCAGAAGAGGGGACUGGAGAGAGAAGACACCUGCAGGAUGGUGCCAGUGCAGCGGGUCCUCAGUGUGUGUGUGGAGGCCCUCAGCAGGGAACAGGAAGCUCAGCUGCUGAUCCAGGAUCAGAGCGAGCGGCUGCACGCCGCCCGGCAGGCCGACGCCCACUGCGCGCUGAGCCACGCCUCCCAGAGUCUGUCGGAGGCUCGGCAGGAGAUGAGUCGGAAGGAUCGCUCGCUGAGGAUUCUGGGUAAACACCUGUCGAGGGUUCAGGGGGAGAAGAGGCAGCUGGAGGACGAGCUGAGGGGCGCGGCCAGAUGUAAAGAUUAUGUGAUCAGCAACAUGAAGGCUGCAGAGAAGAGUUACCAGCAGCUCAGAGAGAGUCUCGUCCAAUCACGUCGCUCCUCGUCAGCACUGCCCCGCCCCCUGCUGUUACCCAGGGAACACCUGGAGCCGAGUGGGACAGAGUGCAUCAUGGGAGCUCCUGAGGUGGCAGCGUGCCAGAGUCUCCUGUCCUCUGUCUCUCAGCUGUGUGACACCUGCUGCUCCAGGAUUGAUUGGCUGGAGCAGGAAGUCUCCGCCUCCCGAGGUCACGUGACCGCGCUGCGUGGCGAGCUGCAGGACGCCUGUCUCCGUGACAACCGGGCCUACGUCCCUCUGGCUGCGCCUCCUGAAACGAUUCCAUUGGCUGACACAGAAGCCGCUCAGCCUGUCAGCGGCUCUGAUUUGUCGAAGCAGCCGUGGGUCUGUCUAAGCCCCGCCCCCUCCAAGACAAACCCCGCCCCCAUCCGGCCCUCUACAAACCCUUAAAGGGUCCCAACGAGAGGGAGAGAAGAGAGAAAUGUGAAAUAUAUGUAGAGAUAUAUAUUUAUAUACACAUAUAUAUUUAUUUAUAUAUAUUUAUAUACAUAUAUAUAUAUAUUUAUAUAUAUAUAUCCUGUAUAUUAUCGUUUUCGGAGACAAUCAGCAGAAUCACAGUUCCUGCUUAACUGCUGCUGACGGACGACUGAAAGUGUGUGUGUGUGUCUGUCAUGUGUGUGUGUGUGUGUCUGUCAUGUGUGUGUAUGUAUGUGUGUCUGUCAUGCGUGUGUGUAUGUGUCAUGUGUGUGUGUCAUGUGUGUCUGUCAUGUGUGUCUGUCAUAUGUGUGUGUGUCUGUCGUGUGUGUGUGUGUAUGUGUGUCGUGUGUAUGUGUCAUGUGUGUGUAUGUGUGUCUGUCAUGUGUGUGUGUGUCGUGUGUGUGUGUGUGUCUGUCAUGUGUGUGUGUGUGUCUGUCAUGUGUGUGUUUCAUGUGUAUGUGUGUGUGUUUCAUGUGUGGGGAAAGUUUUCAACCAGAAGAUGAAUAAACACGACAAACAUUUAAAUGUAAUGCUGAAUCGGCACCACAGCUGUAUGUGUGUCCUCAGGCUGUGUGUGUGUCUUUUUUUAUUUCUAUUAAUGUGUAACCAAAGCAUCCACACACACACACACACACCCUCAGGCUCUGUGUGUGACAGCAGAUUAAGUCCCUUUGCAAAUGAUGUCUCAACACACACACACACACACACUCUCACACACACACACACUCUCUCUCACACACACACUCUCUCUCUCACACACACACACACACACACUCUGCUGAUGCAGCUCAAAUCUUUUUCUCUGGAGAUUUUUGUCGUUUUCUUCACUUCAGACUUUAAACUUUUUAAAGUCGUCACAAUAAAAUAAACUUUCUUCCAAAGUGA